AUGUCUUUCCUCCAGCGACGAGCUGCUCCGCUUCUUCGCCCUCCUACCGCGCUGCUUCGAUGCAGGCGGCCUAUCUCUUCUCUCUCCACCGCUCUCAAGGAGCAUGCUCCCAUUGAUGUCCACCCUGAAGUCCAGGAGGCCCUCGCUCACGGUCGCCCGAUAGUCGCGCUCGAGACUACUAUUGUCACCCAUGGGAUGCCAUAUCCCUCCAACCGUGAGACAGCAAUGUCAGUGGAGAAGAAUGUGCGAACAUCCGGCGCGGUUCCAGCCACCAUUGGGAUCAUCGAGGGGCGGGUCAAGAUUGGGCUGGGACCUCAAGAGCUGGAGCGUCUCGCCGACGUCUCAGCUAAUCCCUCUGUCGUGAAGCUGUCUCGUAGGGAUCUAGCCGCGGCGAUAGCGGCGAAAAAGGAUGGGGGAACGACAUGCAGCACUACUUUAAUCCUUGCGGCACUUGCUGGUAUCAAGGUUUUCUCUACCGGAGGACUCGGAGGAGUCCAUCGUGGUGGAGAGACGACUAUGGACAUCUCUGCUGAUCUUCAUGAACUCACGCGCUGCCCUGUUGGGCUCGUUUCUGCUGGUGUCAAGUCCAUCCUGGACAUAGGAAAGACAUUAGAAUACUUGGAAACGCUCGGUGUGCCUGUUGUAUCAUAUGGUCCUUCUGACGACUUCCCCGCGUUCUACAGCAGGCGCAGUGGGUUCAAGAGCCCGUGGCGAGUUGACAGUCCUGAAUCCGCCGCUCAGAUUCUUUACACGCAGAACCAGCUGGGCAUGUCAAAUGGUGCCCUUUUUGCUGUGCCUAUACCUGAACAGUAUGAGGAGGUUGGCGAAGAGUUGCAACGAGCCGUUGAACAAGCUGUUCGUGAAUCUGAAGGCAACGGCAUCAGUCGUCGGGGAAAGGAAGCAACUCCAUGGCUUCUGAAGCGAGUAGGAGAGCUUACCGCGGGGAAAUCGUUGGAGAGCAAUAUUGCUUUGAUCAAGAACACCGCUCUGAUAGGGGGCCAGAUUGCCGCGUCGUAUUCUCGAUUAAUGGGCGGUCCUGCGGUUGCCUCACAGCCUCAUCUAUCUCAAACUUCACCUACGCCUUCGAGCCAGCCACAGCCUGAACAGGGCGAAUCUAUGGUUGGCUCAGAUUUCAAUGCAUCGCCAAAACUGGUUAUCGUUGGUUCUGCAGCGGUCGAUAUCACGGCUCGAGCGGAUCCCGUGGGUGGAGCGGCCAACACGAACAAGAUGCAUACCACCACUCCCGGCGUAGUCUCCCUGACUUCGGGAGGGGUUGGACGCAACGUUGCCGAGGCCUCCCAUCGCAUAUUAUGCUCUUACCCGGAUGGCUAUUCUACAGAGACCCUCCUCAUUUCACCCAUAGGCGAGGAUGGCUUUGCCGAACUGUUGGUUUCCGACUCAAAACGACUUAGAAUGAGGACGGAUGGUCUCAUUCAGGUGCCCAAAGGCCGCACUGCCGUCUGCAAUAUGGUCCUCGAUAGUGCUGGGAGCCUAACAAGCGGUGUAGCCGACAUGGAUAUCGUUCGGACCUUCGAAGCUUCUAAGAUCAUUGGCAUCUUAGACCAGCACCAGCCUAGCAUCAUAGCUGUUGAUGCCAAUACGUCUGACAAGACUUUAAAGUCUCUGGUUGAUUACGCAAACAAACGCAAUAUCUCCACACCGAAGUCCACAGUUAUUUUCCCGGCGAUCGCUGCCGCGCUGAACUCCGCCGAUGUUACUCGCGCACCAGUCACUUUCGCCACGCCAAACGUCCUCGAGCUGGCUCACAUGUACCAAGAAGCUUGUGCCUCGUCCCUCGAACUUACCUCACACCGCUACUGGUGGCAGGUCAUCGACCACAUGGGGCUCGGCAGCCAGUUCCGCAACGAACUCGAACAACUUGCCCGAUACAGCGCAUUCGCGGAAGGUGACACAGUCGCCAACGGCACGCUCGCUUUCCUUGUCGACAACGGCGUCGCGCAAAUGGCUAUUAACCUCCUUCCAUUCUUCCAACAUCUCAUCAUAAAGUGCGGGGAGCGCGGCCUCAUCACUGCGUUCCGCAUCACUGGGGAACAGGCGCAGACGUCAGCCUGGGCAAAGGAGGCAAGCAAUAUCGCCGUCGCACGUCAAAUCGUUUCCGCCAACGGUGUGGGGACCAGCAUCGUGGUAUUUAAGCACUUCCCGCCCAUCCGGGUGUCCGACGACAAGAUCGUGAACGUCACUGGAGCCGGGGAUUCGCUUGUCGGUUCGAUGCUUGCCAGCCUCUCGCAAAACCCGGAUGCCUUCCAGAGCCCCGAGGCUCUGGACAAGCUGGUGUCUCAAGCUCAGCUGGCAGCCGUCUACACUUUGCAGAGCGAAUACGCCGUAUCUCCGAGGCUCUCUAGUUUACGGAGUAAUGGGUCGUUGGAUUAA
Molecule: messenger RNA, 2391 nt
Organism: Epithele typhae
Lineage: Eukaryota; Fungi; Basidiomycota; Agaricomycetes; Polyporales; Epitheliaceae
Product: indigoidine synthase A-like protein
Exons: 14
Coding region: 1-2391 (796 amino acids)
Molecular function (GO): pseudouridylate synthase activity
Source: RefSeq, a predicted model, not a curated record